AUGAAUCGCCUACCAUCCGUCUCCAGCCUCAUGUCUCCCCCAGAGCCCAAACCGUUCGACAGCUUCAACUCUGGUUUUCCGCCGUCGUUGACAAUGUCUUCAGAAGAUGUUGUCAAGUUGCCACCCAUUUCAGACGAUCGAAAACGCAGUCGAUCCGACAUUGACUUGCCCUCGCCACCAGUCACUCCAUAUACAGGAAACAAGAAACGGAGGUCAAAUGCAGAACAGCUGGAGGCUGAAGUGGGUGGUAACAACAAUAGGGACCCGGUACUCUUUCCUCGCAACGAAUCAAUCCCAGAUGUCCACAAUGACGAGCCUCUCUUUGGACCAGUCCUCCCCUCUGCUGCGGAAGCAUUGAUCGAUCAGCACAUGAAUUCUCAAAUGGCUCGAUUCCACACCAAGGUCAACAAACCGACUCGCGACGAAUAUAGGCUAGCCUUAUCCUGCGUGCCUAUUGUGGCGACACAAUACAAUCGGGACCCCAUGGCUUGGGCGAGGGAAGAGAGAGAGACUCUGGAAAGACAAAUGGCAAUGAUGGACCGUGUGGAAUACCGACCGGGCAACUUUAAGCGUUUAGCACCUGCACCUUCAAAGAAGACCACUAGCGCCACUCAAUCGCGUGCUGCCAAAGCAUCCCGGCCUCGUCGGACGCCGAAAUCCACGCCACAACAGCGUGUACUGGACACUUUUGAAAUUGAAUAUUCGCCCUCAUCGAAACCGUUGCGAGCCAUUGGUACCAACCGAGAUGAUACCGACUACAAUGCGCUGAAGGAUUACGCCCCGCCACUAGAAACUCUUGGAGGGAACACCAAGGGUCUCAAGGCAGACUGGAAGGGUCAGAUGCUAGAUCUCAGCAAUGACCCAGACCGCGGUCUGCUAGACCCUGCUGAAGUUAAUCUUGCCGCCACUCUGCGGCUGUCCUGUGCAACCUAUCUUUGCAGCAAGAGGAGGAUCUUCGAAGCUCGCGUCAAAGCUCUGAGCAUUGGCAAAGAGUUCCGGAAGACAGACGCCCAGCAAGCUUGCAAAAUCGAUGUCAACAAGGCUAGCAAGCUGUGGACGGCUUAUGACCGAGUUGGCUGGUUCAAACCGGAGCAUUUCAUCAAAUUCUUGAAGGCAUAG
Messenger RNA from Talaromyces marneffei, 1119 nucleotides. RefSeq lists its product as uncharacterized. The record is from RefSeq and is a predicted model, not a curated record. Gene Ontology annotation, cellular component: nucleus; SAGA-type complex. The transcript has a single exon. Gene Ontology annotation, biological process: regulation of transcription by RNA polymerase II; chromatin remodeling. Gene Ontology annotation, molecular function: transcription coactivator activity; chromatin binding; protein binding. NCBI's taxonomy places the organism in Eukaryota, Fungi, Ascomycota, Eurotiomycetes, Eurotiales, Trichocomaceae. The coding region runs from base 1 to 1119 and encodes 372 amino acids.